UUGCUUUCCUCCGAAGCGACAACGACUGGGAUGCCACUGCAUUUGUUCAAUUGUGGAACAGAUCUCUGAAUUGUUCGUUGGACAUGACUUGUAUCGUAUUUAAAGCAAGAUAUACCAAUAUCAUAGGUGUUGAAUCUGUACAAUAAUGGAUUAUAAUUCUGACAAAACAUAGCAUAUUGCAUAACCGUUCACAGAACAUUUUUUUUUACUUUCAUUUUGCCUAUGUUAUACAGUGAUCAAAUUUAGACUUUAAUACUGAUUUAUACUAUGAACCAAUCACCAAUUUCUGAGGUGGGAGGAGAUAUUUAUACCGAAUAUGUACCUGAAAUGGAUGAUUCAGUACCGGGAACAAGACAAACAAGGAACGUUUUGAUAGGAUGCACUGGGAGUGUGGCAUCGGUCAAGGUUCCAAUACUGGUUCAAGAGUUGAUGAACAUUGAUGAUCAGUUGGAAAUCAAAGUAGUGACUACUGAAAAUGCCCUCCACUUCUUUGACCACACAAGUCUUCAGGUACCAGUGCUCGGAGAUGCUGAUGAAUGGCAGGGCUGGAAGACAAUGAAGGACCCAGUGUUACACAUAGAGCUAAGGCGAUGGGCUGAUCUCAUGGUCAUUGCACCUCUGGAUGCUAACACAUUAGCCAAGAUUGCCAAUGGACUUUGUGACAACCUAUUGACAUGUACUGUUCGAGCCUGGGACUUGCAGCGCCCCCUUUUGUUUGCGCCAGCCAUGAAUACACACAUGUGGAACCACCCACUGAGUGCCAAGCAAACCUCGGAGCUGAGAAACUUUGGAUAUAAGGAGAUACCUUGUAUUAAAAAGACUCUCGCAUGUGGAGACACAGGAUAUGGAGCCAUGGCAGAGGUGUCCACAAUUGUGUCACAGGUGAUUGAGACAUUAAAUUCGAAAUCUUCAAUCACAUGAUCAACACAUGUAUUACUGGUCAGAAAUGCUUCAACUAAGUCAAAGACAGAAGAUUUGUAGCAGAUACAUAAGGAAUUUUGACAACCAACGCACAAGCCCAUCAUUAUUAAUGUUUCUAUUUGGUGGCCAUUUCUACAAUCGAGUGGUGGCUAGUCGAAUAUGUCUUUAACAGGGACUAAUAGUAAA
Molecule: messenger RNA, 1107 nt
Organism: Mizuhopecten yessoensis (Yesso scallop)
Lineage: Eukaryota; Metazoa; Mollusca; Bivalvia; Pectinida; Pectinidae
Product: phosphopantothenoylcysteine decarboxylase-like
Exons: 5
Coding region: 268-921 (217 amino acids)
Biological process (GO): coenzyme A biosynthetic process
Cellular component (GO): phosphopantothenoylcysteine decarboxylase complex
Molecular function (GO): phosphopantothenoylcysteine decarboxylase activity; FMN binding
Source: RefSeq, a predicted model, not a curated record